GACAAAGAGAACACAUGAUAUCUGAAAACUUAGGUCUCGAUACUAUAGAUGAUAAUUUUAUAGAGGACGUGGUUAAUGAACCACAAGCAACUUUAAAAGCUAUUUUAGGUGAUAAUGGGACAUCAAAUAUUAUUGAAAUGUGGAGAAUUCGUAGGAUCGGUGGACUUUCAUCAAUAGAGUCAUCCAUAGAUACUACAAUUCAAGUGAACUUAAAUCUUCAAAGUUUAAGGAAUUUUCAAGGUUCUAACUAUGGUACAAGUGUUCAAAAAAUUACUUCUCAAAGAAAUAGAUUUGGAGUCGCUUUUUCAACGGCUAAAACCGCAAUUAACGUCGCUUUGAAAACUAAAAGUGAUAACGAAUUAGUUCAAAUACUAAAGGACUUUAUUUUAGCUAAGCGAAACAUUG
This is a messenger RNA of Dentiscutata erythropus, 405 nucleotides long. Lineage: Eukaryota; Fungi; Glomeromycota; Glomeromycetes; Diversisporales; Gigasporaceae. The record is from the annotation of a GenBank genome assembly.